This is a messenger RNA of Patiria miniata (bat star), 3520 nucleotides long. RefSeq names its product hyccin-like. NCBI's taxonomy places the organism in Eukaryota, Metazoa, Echinodermata, Asteroidea, Valvatida, Asterinidae. The coding region runs from base 221 to 1762 and encodes 513 amino acids. The transcript is spliced from 13 exons. The record is from RefSeq and is a predicted model, not a curated record. Gene Ontology annotation, biological process: protein localization to plasma membrane; phosphatidylinositol phosphate biosynthetic process. Gene Ontology annotation, cellular component: plasma membrane.
CCCAGUGUCCCAUCUUUCCCGGCCCACGAAAUUUGAUGUACGCCUAGCAUUGAUGAGUGAUCCGAGAUCGUCGACGCGUCGAAGUCGCCCAACAACCACCAACAUGCAGGACAUGUGGUGUACAUGUGCUGGAAACGAAGACCUUGGUGUGCAUUGUAAGUGUACUGAACUACUGUCACAAGAGAAUUGAAGAAGCGGAUGUGCAUAUUGAGGAUUAAUAAUGGCAGAGAGAAUAGUGCAGGAUUGGCUUACAGAGUACAAGGCAACAGAUUUGGCUACUUUUUCCAGACGGAUAAAAGAUGAUAUACAACUCAUCAAGUCUAUUUUUGAAAUUCUUCAAGAACCUCACUCCAAUCUCCAGGAACCAGUAUGUGGCCAGUUGUAUGAAUUUUACCGCUCUGGACACUUUGAGCUCAAGCGAUUUUGCCUGCAGUUUGUCCCAGCUGUGAUAUGGAUUUACUUGUACGGACUCGCACUGCAUAAGAAUUACGGGAGAGCUGAGAGUCUUUUACUUGGCAUCUAUAACAUGGAAGUGGUAGAACCUGACGGUAUUUCCAAAGUGGAAUCCUUCACAGUGCCAACUCUUGCCAAGUCAUCCAUUUAUCAUGAGCCCGUAAGCCAGUUAGCACUGACAGAAAACGUUCUCUCAUACCAGCAAAGCGACCAUCGACUGGUGACCAGGGGUCCUCUUUGCCAGAUAAAUGCCCUGACAAUUAAAAACAGGUUCAGCGUGCUUACUCACGUAGUAUCGGAGUACAAUGCAGACAUUGGAUUUCUUUCUCCUGUGUCUCAUGCAUUUUUCUGCAAGAUUUGCUCUAGCUUGGUUCUGUGUGGAUUCUCUGGAACACAACUUGCAUGGAAACAGAGCUCAUCAGUUGACAGGAUUUCUAAGCACAAAUUGAUGCUGGAUAUUUAUAAGACACCACGAAUUCCUCUCGACUCUGUCUUUCUGUUGGAGAUGUUGACUGGUAUUUACUUUGUCAUGUUCAAUGGACAAGCGUCUGCUGGAAUGCAAGCAUUAGAAGACAUCCACUUCAGAGCCAACUAUGAACUUUAUGCAGAUGUUUUGUUGGUGAGCAAUGCAAUCAAGCAUUCAUUGGAUACUAAUCCAUCCGGCAGGCCUAGUGAUGGACCUGUGGGAAUUAAUGUUGCUGUCACCCCUCCCUCACCAGUUGUCAAGAGAUCUGCUAUCACUAAUGCCUCUUUUAAGACCAGGAGGCAAAAAGUCAUGUUAAAGUGCAGUUUCAUGGACCGGUAUGAACAAAUUUCCAUCAUCGUGUGCAAAUAUUGUGUGCAUGUAAAACAAGUGUGUAGAUCGCCACGUGCACAUCAUGGACGUAAAGAAACAACAAUUACAGUCACCAUCGAAGGCGUUGAAAAGACAGAAGCUGUCACCAAAACAGAUGGACUUAAUACUCAAGAAUCCAGCACUACAGAACCAGCUACAGUUCUUACUUCCACAAAAUUGUCAUAUCAUGGAAAAAAACAAAGACAUUCUGAAAAGGGCAUUUCUGCUGUGGAUGUUGCUGUUACUGAUAAAUCAGGUUCCAAACGAAUGGAAACAGUUGAAAUGGAAGAAGUAAGGCUCACGUUAGAUGCAAGGGUUGCUAAACAAACAAACAAAGAUGCAGGUGACCGUUACUUUUCUGAAGGCAGUCUUAGCUAUCCAGAGAUUUCCCCCGCAUCACACUCACGAGAAUUGCAUGCAGCUAAUCAACAUUCUUCCAAUUCCUCAGGAGAGAGUUUUGAAACUAAUUUAUAAUGGUGCCUCUCUGCAAAAUCUGACAUCACCAAGGAAACAAUGGCUUGCUUCAAUGUGUAGAAAAUUUCAGCCUUAGAAAAGGACAGAAAUACUUUCUCAGUUUGGCCUCACAUUUUUAAAUAAAUGUGAUUUUUCACCGACAUGUAAUUUUUUUGUAUGCCAUUUGGAAGUUUUUCGUAUCUAAAAGGUUGCACACGUGUCAAAUUCUCAUGAAAGUAUAGAAUGUGUUAGUUAACAGGCAUGCAACUUUUCCUCGGAUCCACUGAUUUCUUUGUUUUUUACUUCUCCUGAAUGCCAUUACAAAUUGAAAAACACUGUACAAAGUCUUGUGUGAUUUGGAAUUUCCUUUUUUCCCCUAAAUUCCCAGUUUAAUACCUGUGUCCACAUUUAUGUGUUUUGUAAUACAUGUAUUUGCAGUAAGUCCAAAAAUUAUUAGGAAUUUUAAUUCAAGUUAACAGUGUAAUGCAAGGAAUGUUUCAUGGCCAAAUGAAGGUCACAAAAUGGUCUGUGAUCAUACUAAAAAAUGCAAAUUUCAAGGUACACGUGUUGUGUGAAAGUUCAUGGAGCACAUUCCCAGUGUUGUAGUCGAGUACUUUUUUUCCGAGUACUGCCAAGUACUUAGCUUACUGAGUACGAGUACUUGUACUUCCGAGUACGAGUAGCAUACAUCCUGAUAUCUUGUAAUGAAUUUAUACAUUUUCUGCAGUGUGGCAAUUUCACGUAAAGUGGACGUGGCUGAAAAGUGGAAAAUUUAUGAAAUCUUCAGAAUUACAAGCACCACAACUUCAAAUGAGGUAUCAAAUGAAAGGGGACAACACAACCUUUCAUUUGAUCGGUGUACUAGUGCAACACAAUGUGGUUAAAUGUAUUUUUUGGUUAAAAAAAACCCGGUGUUGGGGCUAAGGUGCUGUAGUGCCCUGAGGGGGUUAAAAACGGCAUAUAUAUCCCACAUCACAGCAGUCGACAAUUGUUUUGUUAUAUCGUGCCAAACAGAUAAAUGGUUGUAAUUCACUGUGUGAGAAAAAAGUUCACUGCGAUGUAACCUUUGAUAACUGACGGCUUUGAUGUCCUGCCAGACAUGAGACUGAACGGUUGCAUUCUCAGUUCUCAUAGCGCAAAGCUAGCAUGCUGGCUGGUUCCACACGUGCACACACCACACGCAAUGAACACAGUACGAUAUCGCUGAUCUCUACAUAAAACUGGAUAUCAGUGUGUAACAUGCAUUUUAUUGUCCAGACACGUGGCAAUUCUAGACCAAUGAAAUUACAGUACAAGCACACGCAACAAAAAGAAAAUUCUGUCAUCACAAGUAUUUUACUUUGUUGUUUCAAAUUGGAAUUGGAUGGAAUUGCCCAGUGCCAGUCUUUUGUGGACAGUCUGGCUAAAAAGGUUGGAAAUUUGAAUGGCGCCUUUGAAUGAAUUCCAGAGAAAGUGUGCGUUGUAAAUAAUGUAUUAUUAUUAUUAUUGUUAUUCAAGAUGUCCCCCCCCCCAAAAAAGAAAUAAUAAACUUGGUCCUUACCUGGUACGUGUAUUUCUGUUGCAGUACAGGAUUGUACAUAAUGCAUAUAUGCUUUUAUUGAUGUCAACAAUAUUGGUAAUAUAUAAGUAAGAGAUAAUUCCUUUAUGUUUUGUCUUUUAAAACAGUGCAGUUUACAUAGUACAUGUAUAUUCAAAGUCUAAUAUAUGGGACGCCUAUGGAACAUGACAUAUAUGCGGCAUGUAUUUAUCCGACAAAAGUCAUUAAAUCAAUUCAAAGUA